Pseudomyrmex gracilis is the source of this 933-nucleotide messenger RNA. RefSeq lists its product as uncharacterized. The transcript has a single exon. NCBI's taxonomy places the organism in Eukaryota, Metazoa, Arthropoda, Insecta, Hymenoptera, Formicidae. The coding region runs from base 1 to 933 and encodes 310 amino acids. The record is from RefSeq and is a predicted model, not a curated record. Gene Ontology annotation, molecular function: RNA-DNA hybrid ribonuclease activity; nucleic acid binding.
AUGUUUAGUGGGUUCNUGUCGGAGAAAGGGAUUACCCGUGUGUUUUUCACAGAUGGGUCGGUGUCUCGGAACUCCGGUGGAGGCACAGCGUCCUCUGCGGGCUUCGCAGUGGUGUCGGACAAUCCUGACCUUACCCACCAUGAGCGUAUCGGCAGCCGGUCAGGGGUCUGCGAGGCCGAAGCCAGGGGAAUCUUGUGCGCUCUGGAAUACGUGGAUGAAUUUGGGUUCAGUUUAGCAGCGGUUGCGUCGGACUCUCUUGGUGUUAUACAAAGUCUGGGGUCCCCUGAUCCCAGGGGUUUACAAUCUGAUACUCUGUAUCUAAUAAAAGAGUUAGACCUAAAGCUGAGACGGAGUAAUGUACACGUGUUGUUUGUGUGGAUUCCUGGUCAUCGCGGUAUANGUGGCAAUGACCGUGCGGAUAAGUACGCCAAGCUCUCUCUGUCGUUACCGGAACCUGUUGAAAAGCAGGAGGUAUCUUCCUUAUAUCCUAUUCUUAAAUCUAAAGCGUUGCAGUCGUCUAAGGAACUGUUGUUAGCUGAAGCCCAGCACAAAGGUAGCCGGUACUUCAGGUUUGUUCAGGAACCGCUGUGUAGACCAUGGUUCACGAGGUUUAAAAAGAAUAAGUAUCUCCCCCGCCAGCUAGUUACGCUAGUAUCUAGAAUCCGUUCUCACCAUACGGCGGUUAAUGAACAUCUACACGACAAAUGUAUUGUGGAUGGCGCCGCUUGCCCGUGUGGUCAUCCGAUACAGGACAUUAACCACCUGUUUCUUUACUGCCCUGAGAAUAAAACUGCCACGGACAAACUGCUCCUGGACCUUUUCCAUAGUGGCUUUAGCCCACCGUAUAACGUAGUGGACAUUGCUUUUUCAAGUAAUAUACAAGCCAUGUUUGCUUUGCUCACUUUCACCAGUUCUACCAACAUCAGUGUGUGA